AUGGGCAAGUUCAGUUUCAAGAAAGGCGACGAUGAUGACAAUGAUUCUUCCCGAAAUGCUCUUUUCGGUUCCCGAUCCUCGAAGAACAAAUCCCCCGCUCCCCCUUCACAGAAUCCAUAUGCACAGACUGCAGUCCCUCCAGACGCUUAUACAAGGGCUAAAAUGAGCGCGGGAGUUGCUCAACCGCCACCUGGAGGUUUUCAACAGGGUAACUACGGUGGUGGUCUUCCGGCUCCUGGCCAGCAGAGACCUGGCUACGGCGGCGGCAAUCCAUAUGCGGGGGGGCCUCCAGAUCGUUACGGCAGUGAUAACAAAUAUGGACAAUCACAGGGUGGUCAGGGGGGCUAUGGUGGUGGUUCUGGGGGAGGGUUCUCUUCUGACAAGUUCGGCAACCAGAAUGGAUACGGCGGUGGUAGUGGCGGCAACCCCUACGCGAGCGCUCAGCAGACUGGUGGAAUGCUGCGGCAAGGUGGUUAUGGAGGUCUGGGACCUAGUAACGCUACUGAGCCAGACAGCAACAGAGACGAACUGUUUGGCGGAGCACGUGAACGAGCUGAGCAGAGACCACAAAAUUCUGCUGGAGGGCCCCCUGGCUAUCAAUACAAUAACCCCGACGGCAAUGCGGGCGGUGAUCGAAGUUACGGAGCAUACGGUGACAGGCAACUUACAGCGGAGGAAGAGGAGGAAGAGGAUAUCACAGCGACGAAGCAAGAAAUCAGAUUUAUGAAGCAACAGGAUGUGGCAUCAACACGUAACGCUCUGCAGAUUGCCGCACAGGCGGAAGAGAUGGGUCGGAAUACAUUAGCGCGGCUAGGUGCUCAAGGGGAGCGAAUGCACAACACCGACCGGAAUCUCGACAUUGGAAACAACCACGUCAACGUUGCCGAAGAUAAGACGAAAGAACUUAAGACGCUGAACAGGAGCAUGUUCGCGGUUCACGUCAAUAACCCAUUCACGGCGAAAGAUCGACGGGCCCAACGUGACGAGGCGAUUAUGGACCGACACCACCAAGAGCGUGAGCUCCGCGAGGCGUCGCGAGAACAAGCAUUCCGUAGCACGCAGAGGAUGAACCAGAAUUUCAAGGGCCUAGACGAGGCAGGUGCGGGAACCAGGACCAAGACCAGCCUCGCCGAGCGAGCGAAGUACCAGUUCGAGGCCGACUCCGAGGACGAGGGGAUGGAGAACGAAAUUGACCGCAACUUGGAUGACUUGACCGGUGCAGCCAAACGCCUCAAUCUACUCGCCCGUGCCACGGGAGAGGAGGUCGAACAGCAGAACAAGCUAAUCAACCGCAUUGCUGAAAAGGUGAGUGUUCCCCCCCCCCCCCCCCAAGAACGAAAGCCUUCCGCUUGUAACGUGCAGCAUGCUAAUAUUGAUGACAGAGCGACAGAUUCGACGACCGACUGGUGUUCCAGACCGAGAAGUUGA
Molecule: messenger RNA, 1428 nt
Organism: Exophiala aquamarina CBS 119918
Lineage: Eukaryota; Fungi; Ascomycota; Eurotiomycetes; Chaetothyriales; Herpotrichiellaceae
Product: synaptosomal-associated protein, 23kDa
Exons: 1
Coding region: 1-1428 (475 amino acids)
Biological process (GO): exocytosis; vesicle fusion
Cellular component (GO): plasma membrane; SNARE complex
Molecular function (GO): syntaxin binding; SNAP receptor activity
Source: RefSeq, a predicted model, not a curated record